UUAUAGGUUGGAAAGAAACAGCUUCUUCAGUGAGUGCUUUUUCUGGCCUGUGAGAUUCCAUGGCUUCAGUUGGUGCAGUGAAAAUCUUGUGCUUAGUUCUAUGGCUCUGGAACUUUCUACCUCCUUGUCAAGGUUUAGGUAAGCAGAACUGGCAUGAAAGCUAUCCUUUUAUCAAACAUGCAAGCUCAUUCUCAUCACCAUCAAUUUCAACUACCUCCAGCAAUAAUGGCUAUGACUACAUAAUAGUGGGAGGUGGCACAGCAGGGUGUCCUUUGGCUGCAACCCUCUCUCAAAACUUCAGUGUUCUGCUGCUAGAAAGAGGGGGUGUUCCUUUCUCCAAUCCCAAUGUUACAUUUCUAGAGAACUUCCACAUUACCUUAGCUGACACUUCUCCAACUUCAGCUUCUCAAUACUUCAUUUCAACAGAUGGAGUUUACAAUGCAAGAGGAAGGGUUUUGGGUGGUGGUAGUUCUAUCAAUGCUGGCUUCUAUACUAGAGCAAGCCAAAGCUUUAUACAGAAGGUGGGGUGGGAAGCCAAGCUAGUAAAUCAGUCUUACCAAUGGGUUGAAAAGCAAAUUGUUCACCGUCCAAAGUAUUCAGCUUAUCAGAGAGCAGUGAGGGACAGUCUUCUAGAUUCUGGAGUGUCUCCUUUUAAUGGUUUCACCUAUGAUCAUAUCUAUGGAACCAAGAUUGGUGGAACCAUUUUUGACAGAUUUGGCCGUCGCCACACAACUGCUGAAUUGCUUGCUUCUGGAAACCGUGACAAACUUACUGUUUUGAUCUAUGCCACUGUCCAAAAGAUUGUUUUUGAUACAAGAGGAAAAAGACCAAAAGCUGUUGGGGUUAUUUUCCAGGAUGAAAAUGGUAAACAGCAUGAGGCAAUUCUGGGAAAUGAUAGGCAUUGUGAAGUGAUAGUUUCUAGUGGGGCAAUUGGGACUCCUCAGUUGCUAAUGCUUAGUGGAAUUGGACCAAAAGCAGAACUCCAGAACUUGAACAUCUCAGUAGUCCUUGACAACCCAUUUGUUGGGAAGGGAAUGGUAGAUAAUCCCAUGAACACAGUUUUUGUUCCUUCUAAUAGGACAGUUAAUCACACACUCAUACAAACUGUGGGUAUCACCAAGUUGGGUGUGUACAUUGAGGCUAGCAGUGGGUUUAGUCAGUCCAGUGACAGCAUUCACUGCCACCAUGGUAUCAUGUCAGCUGAGAUUGGGCAGCUCUCCACAAUUCCUCCUAAGCAAAGAUCACCAGAAGCUAUUCAAGCUUUUAUCAAGAACAAGAAAGACAUACCAAUUGAAGCAUUUAGAGGAGGCUUUAUCUUGUCAAAAGUUGCAAAUGCUUGGUCAGCAGGUGAACUCAAGUUGAUCAACACCAAUGUGAAGGACAAUCCUUCAGUUACCUUCAACUACUUCAGUCAUCCAUAUGAUCUUCAGCGCUGUGUUGAAGGAAUCCGCUUGGCAAUUAAGGUAGUUCAGUCAGAACACUUCACAAACUACACUUUGUGUGAGAAACAAACCACAGAGAAACUGCUUAACCUCUCUGUGAAGGCUAAUGUCAACUUCAUACCUAAGCAUGCCAAUGACACAGAGUCACUAGAGCAGUUCUGCAAAGACACUGUGAUCACAAUUUGGCACUUCCAUGGUGGGUGCCAUGUGGGGAAGGUAGUUAGCCCUGAUUAUAAGGUUCUUGGGGUUGACAGACUCCGUGUAAUAGAUGGCUCAACAUUUACUGAAUCACCAGGAACUAAUCCUCAAGCCACUGUGAUGAUGAUGGGCAGGUACAUGGGACUGAAGAUCUUGAGAAAUAGGUUGGGGAAACUGGCUGGUAUAUAAGGUGGACUAUGUUGUGUGAAGAUCAUAUUAAAUCUAAAAAAAUGGAGAAGAAAAAGUGUGUAAUAUGAAGGUGAAUGUUGCAGAUAAAAAAAAAAAAAGCAGUGUUAGUUGUAGGAUUGGAAAUGAAUGUAGUUUAUUUGUUGUAACAUCUGGUAAACAGUGAUUAUUGGUAAUCAAGAAAGUCUUGGCUUU
This is a messenger RNA of Gastrolobium bilobum, 2021 nucleotides long. Its product is annotated as protein HOTHEAD-like. The record is from RefSeq and is a predicted model, not a curated record. Gene Ontology annotation, molecular function: oxidoreductase activity, acting on CH-OH group of donors; flavin adenine dinucleotide binding. Lineage: Eukaryota; Viridiplantae; Streptophyta; Magnoliopsida; Fabales; Fabaceae. The coding region runs from base 60 to 1829 and encodes 589 amino acids. The transcript is spliced from 6 exons.